AUGGCGUCCGAACUCAAACUUCAAUAUCUUUCUACGCCAGGUGCUGCCCCCGAAGAUGCCAAAGACGAUACAGAGGCACCUGUAGUCAGCCUAGACUACGACCCUCCCUCAAGCGCACAGGAAUUUCCCGAAGGUGGUUGGACAGGUUGGGCCACUGCUUUUGGAUCGUUUCUUGUACAGUUCUGCGGCUACGGUUAUGCUAAUUCAUUCGGUGUCUAUGAAGGUAUUGCCAUCCAUGACAGUGACUAUAAAACGCCUUAUCUUCUAGAUUUCUAUUCCCAGCAUUACCUGACAAAAGAGACAUCAUCUGCAAUAUCAUGGAUCGGGAGCUUGAAUUUUUUUUUCCUCACCACUGUGGGCGUUGUAUCAGGCUCACUGUUUGACCGAGGUUAUUUCUACCAUCUCAUCAUUGCCGGAUCACUUCUGCAGAGUUUCUCUCUCUUCAUGUUGUCCUUGGCGAAGCCCGAUCAGUACUACCAGAUAUUCCUUGCUCAAGGUGUAGGCUCGGGUAUCGCGUCGGGGCUGAUGUUUGUCCCGAGCGCGACAGUCUUAGCGCAUCAUUUCCGACGAAAACGCACGGUGGUUAUGUCGGCUGUCGCUGCAGGUUCUUCGUUGGGUGCUACCGUCCAUCCGAUUAUGCUCAAUAAACUCCUGAAUGGUCCUACUGGCUUCUCCAAUGGUGUUCGUGCAAGUGCAGGGUUCAUCAGCGCUCUCCUUUUAAUUGCAUGUCUGUGCAUGCGAACUCGCCUUGAUCCGCCGAAGACACCAGUGGACUACAUUGUGGUAGCUAGAAAAUGUAUUCGCGAUGUACCGUUUAUCGUCAUGACAGCAGCGACCUGUAUUUUCCAGAUUGGCGUUUACUACCCGGUGUUCUACCUUCAACUCGACUCUAUCAAACACGGUAUCGGCGUUACCUUGUCAUUUUACUCUCUUGUGAUUUUAAAUGUGUCCAGUUCUGUAGGACGAGUCACGGCGGGGUUCAUCGCGACGUUCACAGGAACCCCACUCUUAACCAUAGCUGCGACGAUGAUGUGCGCUGCCCUCAAUUUUGGCAUGAUUGGAUUGAGUAAUUCGGCCACCGUCGUUGUGCUCGGUGUGCUUUAUGGCUUUUUUCAAGGGUUGUACGUCGCGAUGUUAGGUCCACUUAUGGUCUUUUUAACACCUGACCUCUCUGAGCUUGGCGCGCGGAUGGGCAUCGCUUUCUUCGUUACUGGAUUUGGCGUUUUGAUUGGACCCCCUAUAUCCGGCGCUCUGUUGACAUCAAACUAUACCUGGUGGAUUCCUGCACUGUUCUCCGGGAUCAUUUCAUUGGCUGGUGGCGUGUUGUAUAUUGUCACGCACUUAUUGUCGAAACGCAGAUUGAGGAAAAGUCAUAAUGCUUAA
Molecule: messenger RNA, 1383 nt
Organism: Suillus paluster
Lineage: Eukaryota; Fungi; Basidiomycota; Agaricomycetes; Boletales; Suillaceae
Product: major facilitator superfamily domain-containing protein
Exons: 13
Coding region: 1-1383 (460 amino acids)
Biological process (GO): transmembrane transport
Cellular component (GO): fungal-type vacuole membrane
Molecular function (GO): transmembrane transporter activity
Source: RefSeq, a predicted model, not a curated record